This is a messenger RNA of Anoplophora glabripennis (Asian longhorned beetle), 428 nucleotides long. RefSeq names its product transmembrane protein 164-like. Bases 93 to 428 code for a protein of 111 amino acids. The transcript is spliced from 3 exons. NCBI's taxonomy places the organism in Eukaryota, Metazoa, Arthropoda, Insecta, Coleoptera, Cerambycidae. The record is from RefSeq and is a predicted model, not a curated record.
CUACAUACCCCCUUCAUUCUAGCAUUUAACUAUCCAGUGCCUACGUUGUUGUUUACAUAAGAUAAUCCAAUUAAUAUGAGAAACCAGGUGAAAUGAUGGACUGGGCCUACAGCGGCGUGAACAAGACGGUGCCCCGCAAUGCAGGUCCGGAAUGUGCCGGUUUCAUGAACCCGAUCUGGCGGUGUGUCGACACAGCGGUGGUACUGGUCUUGGCGGUGUGGCUCUUCAAAUGGAGCUACCCCAAGCUGACGCUGCCUACGGCCGCGUACGUCCGCCGAGACAGAGGCGGCAGACGCACCCUGCUGGUACUAAUGUGCUUGAUUUGGGGCAUGGAGAUUGGAUAUAAAUUUUCUUCAAGAACUGUGAUAUACUUGUUGAAUCCUUGUCACGUUGCUACAGCAAUACAGUGUUCUGAAAUUGAUAAGUAG